ACUGUAACGGAACGACAUCCUUAUGUCAACGCAAACAAAACUAUGUCAAAAUUAAUUCUAAAUUUCGUGUAAAAACAACAACAAAAUCACACAACAAUUUAUGUGCAGCAAUCCAUGUGCUCCUUUUAUUUGUGUUUACUAUAAAGAAACGUCGUGAUGGCUGAAAAGUCUAGUGAUUCAAGUCCAAGUGAUGCGGCCAGUACUCCAAGGCAUGAUGACAAACAGGACGGCAACUGGUGGGACACCUGGAUCUCUUCGGCUAAGUCCAAGUCAGCAGAAGUGUACACGAUGGUGAAGAAAGACUUGGCUGAGAUCGGCCAUGUCAUAACUAUGAAGUUGGACGCGCCAGAAUCACCAGCGAAUGCCAUGAAGAAAAGUCUUAGCAGUUUCAUUGGACAAGUGAGCACUGUGUUGAACCCUGAGCCGGAUGAUGAGGACGAUACGGAGGUCAUCCUGUCUUCGGGAGACACCACCAUGCUGUCUACGUACAAGAAAGAACUAGAAGCUCUCCAACGCGUGGACGCGACAUUCAUAGUGCCGGCCUACAGCCCCGAGUUCGAGGCGUGGCGCGCGAGCCUCGAGAGCACCGAGGCAGGCCUCAUCAGCCUGUCGGCCGCGGCGAGGCGCCUCGACGCCAGCCCCACGCUCAAGGCGCAGUACGACAAGCUCGUGCCCGACGCCGUGUCGCAUGACGACUUCUGGGAACGCUAUCUAUUCCGCGUGGCGCUGCUACAGGACCGGCUGGCGGCGGCGGCGCGCAAGCAGCCGCGGCCCGAGCCCUCCGCAGACCCCGUGCUCGCUCACCUGCCGCCCAUCACACCCAUCGACCAGAGUCCUAAAAAGGUCCUUUCAGGGUUGGAAGACGAGAAGCCGUUCGAAGCUCCCGAACUGGACAACGUCGUCGCUUGGGAAGACGAAGACUUCGCGCACGACGUGGAACUUACAGAGGAACAACAAACACUUCUCCUAGAAGAAUACGAGAGAGAAAUAGCCGACAAGAAACUCACCAAACAAACCUCCUCCCGCGACAUAGCCAACAACAACAUAGACAAAACAACGAACACAGACAAUAAAAAAACAAAAACCGCACAAACCAGAGACAAGAUGAACAACAAGACUAAAAACAAAAAUGGCAGGUCGCCGAAAAAGGCGGGCAAAUCUGACGUUUGUUUAAACAAUAUGGUCGAAGAUUAUUUCGGUGAUAAAAAGGUUAAAGAUGAUGCUAGCGCUAAUUCCGAUGAAAGCUGGGAAAAGGAAUUUGAAAUUGAUGACGUUGUGGAGCAGAAAGCAUGAAACAAUCCGGCCAUAGAGUAAUUUAAGGAUAACAUAGUUCGGGCACAUUGUGCGGCGCGAAUGUGACGUCAUACUUUGGAUCACACAAAUAGCCAUAAAAUAGCCUAGUUCUAUAUUCAAACCACGCAAGUAAAACUGAUAUGCAAAACUGUACUCUAUGUCGUUAACGCACAGUUCAAAACAGAUUGGUGAAGUUAUGAAAUGUUAUGUCAAAGGAUAAAGACCUGUAUUGUCAUGUACACAAAGUUGAAUUUUGCAGUGCAGCCAUUUGUAGUUCGCACAAUGUUCCGUGCCAGCAGCAUUGAAAGCUUUUGCAGCGGCCUGGGAAUGUUCGUUGUACAUUCUAACAAUUUGAUUAGCAAUAAUUACCCUUAUCACUAUAUAAUAAAGUCUAUUUUCCCUCGUAUUCGUUCUUAAAGCAGCUGAAAUUAUUUUUUGCGCGUUUUUGAUGUUCUUCUGUAUUAUAUACACAAACUCUUUCGUAAGUACCUUUUUUAAUUUUUUGUAGAUAAUUUUAUCGAAAAUAUUUAGAGUAUGGAUUUUUAAUUAUUUCUGAUAUAUACCAACGAAUAUUACCAGACUGUUUGUUCUAUACAUUUAAACAUGUUCAAAAAGCCUUGUUAAAUGUAAUCAAUAACAAUGUUAUAUAUUUAUUAUGUAAUAACAAGUGAAGUUCGGACUUUUAAUUCCUGAGCCAUUAUCACAAGAAAUUUUCACAUAGAAAAAAUCUAAAGAAUGGACCAAAGUUUAUCGUAUUCGACUGUAAAAAACAUAAAAGGCAGAAUUUGAAUGGAUAAUUCUGGUAGUUUCUAGAAAGUUCGGUAGUUUGUGUGACAGUGUUGCAAGAAAGAAUAAAUAGUAAGAUGAUAUAUAGAAUGAGGUAUUUUCUUAUACAUUUCAGGGCUGAUUUUGCAAUCGCCAGAUAACUUUUAUCCGAAGAAUAUGUAUGACUUUUAUAUGUAUACUACGUAUGAAAAACUUGUAUACUUGUUUAGGAAAUAUGUCAAACCGCAAAAUUUUAAAAAUAAUAUAAGACGUACCUUUAGGUAGAAGUUAUCUGAUAAUUGAAAAAUCGAGCCUUAAUUUCAAGGAUUGCUUGGUCUAUUCUUUAGCUUUAUAUAUUAAAUUGAAAGCCAUAAAUUCCAUAAACUAAAUGUCACUGGCUGAUAAAAUCAUCUUGACGUGUAACCAUAGACUAUGUAAGAAACGAAAUAACAGUUUUUUUUUCUAUUGUUUCUGGCCAUACGACUGCAUUGUGACUGACCAUGAUGUAAAAUAAAUAUAUAUGUAUUAUAAUAUUAAUUAAUAAUACAUAGUGAUUAUUGUAGCCAAUGGACGCUAGAUUUUUCAAAGUUACGGAUUCGUCAAGUUGGUACGGGCCAAACUUGGUUAGUCAUUUUAACUGAAGUUCAAAAAAGUAGAAAUAUCACUAUUAUUUCAUGAUUACAAAAUAAACCUUAUUCUUGCUCAAUAAAGGUCUAUAUUGUAGUUCUGAAAUAAGGAAAAAAUACAGAUAGAGAUAUUAUGGUGUUUCUUUCUUGAAAGUUUUCAUCGUUUUCGUGUCCUGAAUUUAUCUACAAACACUAUGUAUUAUUUAGUAUAAGUGCACGCGUCUCGGCCGCCCGGUCUCCCCUAUCCUAAUGCAUUUACUUUUACUCUUAAACUUCACAUUUACAAAGAACGUUACCGAAAAGGUUAUACGUCCUUGUCUAUGUGCGGUAAUCCACCUUCUUUAGCUACUAACAUGGGUUUUAAGUGUUUAUUUCUAACGAAUUUAUUUUUUAGUCAUUCCAUACUAUGCUGCCUGAACUCGCCAGUAACAAAAUAUAUUUACAAUUUAAAAAGUUAUAAAAACUAUUUAUAUUAUUUUGCUUCGAGUUUUACCUGGCGAGUUUACCUGUCCUACCAACGAUUUACAAAUUGCUUAAAAAUCUUGCAAGUGGUACAAUAAUAUUUGAAGUGUGAUAUCCUUCUAAAAUAGGUCUCUGAAAUAGUUGUAAGUAGAUAAUAGUAAUAAUUUUGUGCGCUGGUAACAUCCACCUAAUGAAUGGGCUGACUUGGCAAGUGGCUUAGUGUUGCCAGAAAUCAGAAGAUGU
This is a messenger RNA of Helicoverpa armigera (cotton bollworm), 3389 nucleotides long. RefSeq names its product BSD domain-containing protein 1. Gene Ontology annotation, cellular component: cytoplasm. The transcript is spliced from 9 exons. The coding region runs from base 157 to 1293 and encodes 378 amino acids. NCBI's taxonomy places the organism in Eukaryota, Metazoa, Arthropoda, Insecta, Lepidoptera, Noctuidae. The record is from RefSeq and is a predicted model, not a curated record.